AUGGUAGAGUUUCUUCUUCUUCUUCUUCGAUUUAUCCUUUUCGUUGGUGGGUAUUGUUUGAAGUUGGGUGCUUCAAUCAUAAAUUUACGAACUUCUUCUUUCUUGCUUGGUCGCUUGUUCUCCAAGUGGGUAUCGUUUGAAACUGAGCACUGCAGUGUCUUUGCAAAGAUAGCUCUUGAGUCAGUUUGGGAUUAUAAGUCUAGUAUUGAGAUAACAAAGGACUGGAAUGGGAUCGAUCAGGUUAGCUUGUAUGGAGGACAGGUUACUUCAUGGAGGAAUGAUCGGGGUGAAGAACUGCUCUUCACCAGCAGCAAGUACAAUACUAGUAAUGCUUUCAUUUUACUGAUCUUUAUGCCAACAAUUGUGCUGUUUGGAAACUGUGGAUUACUUGAGCAACAUGGGUUUGCAAGGAACAAAAUUUGGACCAUUGACGAUAAUCCUCCACCUCUGCACCUAAAUGAAACCCAUGGCAAAUCCUUCAUUGACUUGCUCCUCAAACCAUCGGAAGAGGAUCUUUUUGAGUUUCGCCUUCGGGUCUCUAUUGUGUCAGAUGGAAAUCUGGUCCUGAUAUCUCGAAUUAGAAACAUCAAUGGCAAGCCAUUUAGUUUCUCAUUUGCUUAUCACACUUAUUUGUCUGUUUCUGCCAUAAGUGAAGUCAGGAUAGAAGGACUGGAAACACUAGACUAUCUAGACAACCUUCGCCAAAGAAAUCGCUUUACAGAGCAAGGAGAUUCUAUAACGUUUGAAUCUGAGCUGGAUCAAGUUUAUCUUAGUUCCCCAAAUUGCAUAGCCGUCCUUGAUCAUGAAAGGAAGCAAACAUUUGUAGUAAGAAAGGAAGGGUUACCUGAUAUUGUGGUGUGGAAUCCAUGGGAGAAGAAGUCUAAAUCAAUGGUAGAUUUGGGGGACGAAGAGUACAAGCAAAUGCUGUGUGUUGAUGGGGCAGCAAUAGAGAAACCUAUAACUUUGAAGCCAGGGGAGGAAUGGACAGGGCGCUUGGAGCUUGCCGUUGUGCCCUUGAGUUUUUGUAGUGAGGACCUUGAUCCCCAUAUGAGGUUUUUCUAAAGUCUGUAGAAAAUGAGCAGAGAUGGAUGGAUUCUUGCUGUUUUGAUAGCUGGUCUGUGUCUAAAGUUAGUUCUUAGGUGUACUUUUCAUGUUCAACAGAACAAAUGUAAUCACCUAUAACAUAUAAGUAGUCUGUAAACUAGCAAAGCCUAUGUUUUAAAGAAUGGCUGCUCUUCUUAGGUGUACUGAUUUUGGGUGAAGGAAUGAGGUCUAUCAUCUAUGUCUUUGAAGUAUGGCUUCUCGUUUUUCAUCCUAUACUUUUGUUUAUUG
Messenger RNA from Ilex paraguariensis (yerba mate), 1332 nucleotides. The record is from the annotation of a GenBank genome assembly. NCBI's taxonomy places the organism in Eukaryota, Viridiplantae, Streptophyta, Magnoliopsida, Aquifoliales, Aquifoliaceae.